Messenger RNA from Lolium perenne, 1147 nucleotides. RefSeq names its product auxin-responsive protein IAA14. Gene Ontology annotation, biological process: regulation of DNA-templated transcription. Gene Ontology annotation, cellular component: nucleus. The record is from RefSeq and is a predicted model, not a curated record. Lineage: Eukaryota; Viridiplantae; Streptophyta; Magnoliopsida; Poales; Poaceae.
GUCUCAACCACAAACCCAGCUAGCGCGGCCAUCUCUCUCACGCACUCCCCGUUUCUUUCCCGGCCAUGGAGAUCAUCGACGCGGAGCUGCGCCUCGGCCCGCCCGGCAGCGGCGGCGACCUGGCCUUCGGCGCGUCGGCGGCGCAGAAGAAGCGUCCGUCGUCGUCGUCCGUGGCGGCGGCGGCCAGGAGCGAGGCCUCCGGGACCGACGACCACGACGCCACACCGGCUUCCAAGGUGCAGGUGGUGGGCUGGCCGCCGGUGGGCGCGUACAGGAAGAGCACGUUCCAGUCGGCAACGUCCACGUCCACAUCCACGGCCGACAAGGACAAGGGCGCCGGCGAAGCGGCAGCCGGGAAGAGACCAGGGGCCGGCGGUGGGCUGUACGUCAAGGUGAGCAUGGACGGCGCGCCGUACCUGCGCAAGGUGGACCUGCGGACGUACGGCGGGUACGGCGAGCUCAGGGCCGCGCUCGACAGGCUCUUCGGCUGCUUCUCCUCGCCGGACGCCUCCGCCGGCCAGUUCGCCGUCGCCUACGAGGACAAGGACGGCGACCUCAUGCUCGCCGGCGACGUGCCAUGGGACAUGUUCAUCUGCUCCUGCAAGAGGCUGAGGAUCAUGAGGGGCUCCGAAGCGCGAUGAAGAAGAUACAUGGUGCCAUGGCGGGCAUACACACAUCAAGCAGUGAUCAGGACAUGGACGAUGGAAUUUGGCCAUGGCUCAGGACCAGAGUUGGACGCGAGCACACGCGCGCACGAGUUCUUCUAUCCACGACCCAGAUGGCCAUGGGUGAGCGCAUGGAAGCACGCACGCACGCACGUCGUCUGUGCCCUGCAAAGGCACUUGGUACGUCGUACGAACCAAGACGGGACUGAUGGUUCGGGACAACUCCAGGGGGAUCAAGAUUCAGAAGAACGCUCGCGCCGGCCGGCCGGGUCGAUCGGCGUGCAGCAGUACUCUGUUGGAGUACAUGUACAGUCGUCAGAGAUUCAGCCAACAGUGAUUCCUAGAAGAACUGGCACUUGUAUUCACAAUCCUGUAUAGGUUCUUUGCUUAGUUUUUAUAAGUUUCUGAUGAUCUGUAUCGAUCCACGAGGAUCCGGGACACGAAGCAUAAAGCGAGAGGGAGAUUGAACUCCAAGUUUGCUC